Molecule: messenger RNA, 2189 nt
Organism: Canis lupus familiaris (dog)
Lineage: Eukaryota; Metazoa; Chordata; Mammalia; Carnivora; Canidae
Gene: LTBR
Product: lymphotoxin beta receptor
Exons: 10
Coding region: 244-1509 (421 amino acids)
Biological process (GO): positive regulation of canonical NF-kappaB signal transduction; hematopoietic or lymphoid organ development; immune response
Molecular function (GO): ubiquitin protein ligase binding
Source: RefSeq, a predicted model, not a curated record
AGAGCUCCCUGUCCCCGCCCCGAAGGCCGGCUCGCUCCACUCCCACUUCCUGAGCCUGGCGCUGGAGCCCUGGAGGCCAGGCCAGGCCCGGCCGCUGGGCCCCCAGGGCACGUCAGCCCAGCCCUGUCCCAGGCCCUGGGCUCAGGAGGUUGCUGCCACCGCUGCCCAGGACUUGCAGGCCUCCCAGCUUCCUCCCAGGCCUCCACCCGUCUGGCCGACUGGCCGACUGGCCGACUGGCCGCCAUGCGCCUGCCAUGGGCCGCCUCCCCCUGCGGCCUGGCCUGGGGGCCACUCAUCGUGGGCCUCUGCGGUCUCCUGGCAGCAUCCCAGGCCCGACCGGAGCUCCCCUACCACACGGAGAACCAAACCUGCCAGGACCGGGAGAAGGAAUACUACGAGCCCAAGCAUCAGGUCUGCUGCUCCCGCUGCCCCCCAGGCACACAUGUCUCAGUGGAAUGCAGCCGCAGCCAGGACACAGUGUGUGCCAUGUGCCCCGAAAAUUCCUACAACGAGCACUGGAACCAUCUCUCCAUCUGCCAGCUGUGCCGCCCCUGUGACCAGAUGCUGGGCUUUGAGGAGACCGUGCCUUGCACCAGCAGACAGAAAACCCAGUGCCGCUGCCAGCCGGGAAUGUUCUGCGUACACUGGGACACUGAGUGUGUACACUGCGAGCCACUCUCUGACUGCCCGCCUGGCACCGAAGCUGAGCUGACAGAUGAAGUCGGGGUGGCUAACAGUAACUGUGUUCCCUGCAAAGCAGGGCAUUUCCAGAAUACCUCCUCCCCCAGGGCCCGCUGCCAGCCCCACACAAGGUGUGAAGAGCAGGGUCUGGUGGAGGCAGUUCCAGGCACUGCCAAGUCUGACACCAGCUGCAGAAAUCCACUAGAGCACUCUGAGACGCCAGGAACUGUGAUGGUGCUGGCUAUCCUGCUGCCACUGGCCUCUUUCCUCUUCCUCACCACGGUCCUGGCCUGCACCUGGAAGAACCACCCCUCUCUCUGCAGGAAGCUGGGAUCCCUGCUCAAAAGGCGUCCAGAGGGAGAGGAAUCAAAUACUGCUGACGGAAGCUGGGAGCCUCCUAGGGUCAACCCACAUUUCCCGGACCUGGUAAAGCCUCUUCUACCCUUCUCUGGAGACUUGGCCUCAGCCUCAGCCAGACUCCCAGCACCCCCAAGUCUGGAGGAAGAGAUGCUACAGCAGCAGAGUCCUCUCAGCCAGGCCAGAGAGCUGGAGCCUGAGCUCCCAGAACAAGGCCAGGUGGCCCACGGUACCAAUGGCAUUCACGUCACCGGCGGGUCUGUGACUGUGACUGGCAACAUCUACAUCUACAAUGGGCCAGUACUGGGGGGAGCACGAGGCCCUGGAGACCCCCCUGCUUCCCCAGAGCCUCCAUACCCCACCCCUGAAGAGGGUGCCCCUGGCCCUCCUGGGCUCUCUACACCCUACCAGGAGGAUGGCAAAGCUUGGCACCUGGCUGAAACAGAGACCCUGGGGUGCCAUGCCCUCUAACAGGGACAAGGACCCAACUUGACACCCAUGCCUCUUAGUGUCUGGGAAAAGCCAGGAGAAGGCAGGUGCGAGAACACCUUACCCCUGAGGCUGCCCUACCCACAUGGGAUUGACAGAGGGCCUGGGCAGGGCCCCUGAGAGGCAGACCCCAAGGGGCCAGGUCUCAGACGCGUCUCCGAGAGCAGGGCUGGCCACUAGCUGGGCAUGUACCUGCUACCAGACUCUUGCCACCAUCUGAGCAGGCCUGAGACUUCAUUGCAGACCCUUCUGCCCGCUGGGGCUGCGGCAGCUCAGCUUCCAGCACGGACAGGACAUAUGAUGCUAACUGCUGCCCAUCAUGACACUCUGAACUCUCAGUGUGGCGCAGAAGGAUGCCAGCCACGUGGUCACUUGCAAGGACAUCAGUGGGACCUCCAGCAGACUCGUGAUGUUCAUCCCCCAGCUUCAGAGGCCCUUUGAGAGCCCACACUUCACAUGGACUGAAGUAGACCCUUGCAUGAAGACAGAGUUACGUGGAGGACCACCCCUCCCCUCUCCUCCCAGACAAGAAAAGGAGUCAUUAAACACUGGGGAUUUGGAUACAGUUACUAGGGAGAAGGGAGAGUUUUGGAGGGGAGGAAAACAGCAAGUGUAUUUAUAAAUUGUAACCACAUGCAAAUAAAGAGGAGAUAAGACCUAGA